Molecule: messenger RNA, 1983 nt
Organism: Huiozyma naganishii CBS 8797
Lineage: Eukaryota; Fungi; Ascomycota; Saccharomycetes; Saccharomycetales; Saccharomycetaceae
Gene: MSN2
Product: stress-responsive transcriptional activator MSN2
Exons: 1
Coding region: 1-1983 (660 amino acids)
Biological process (GO): regulation of transcription by RNA polymerase II
Cellular component (GO): nucleus
Molecular function (GO): RNA polymerase II cis-regulatory region sequence-specific DNA binding; DNA-binding transcription factor activity, RNA polymerase II-specific
Source: RefSeq, a predicted model, not a curated record
AUGCAGCAGGAUAUACAAUUUGACGCGAGGACCAGUAAUCCUGCGACGCGUGAUAACAAUGGCAAUAACGACCGUGGUAUUCCCCAGGAAGCCUUCGCGGGGGGCCAAGAGAUUGCAUCGUCCUUUGGGUUGGAACAGAUUACACAGAAAUGGGAGGACCCGGUGCGGCAGGACUCGACACCGACUACGUCCACCACGAACACGAGUACGUCAAUGAGUCUCGAGAUUACAGCGAACGAUUUCCGAGGGAGACCCAUGGAGAACAGUAGCGGGCAGCUGUUCGGUGGUAGAAGCUUCGAAAACCUUCGACAGAGCAAUUACAGUGGUCGAACAGAUUUCAUGGACCAAAUGAACAGUAACUCGCAACUGUUCUCGGAUUUGAUGUUCAGUCCACAGUCCACAACUGUACCGAUGAACUCUGAUUUGGGCCAGAACGCAUCGUCGUUGAUUCUGGACACUUCAAGGAACGAGAUGUCCAGUGACGUAUUCAAUGGGGCCUUACGUGCAUACUCCCCCAAAGACGGGAAAGAACAGGACCAACAGUUACGGCCCACUUACUCGUCCCACUCUACGGGGAUACAAGGUGGGGGGACCUACAACGAUAAUGCAUUCUUGGAUAACAAGAACUCGGAGACGCGUAACUUCCAAGACUUCAACGAUACAAACCUCGACACGAUCCUCAACGAUUAUGUCGACUCGGACCUCGUCACGGCGUUGAGUCCGAAUCUAUCCAAUUAUCACAGCAACACCACCAUGUACAAUGGGGAUCCAAGGAGACACAGCAUGGUGGUCACCUCCGAUGAUAACGUGAUGUUGGCAUCAACGUCCCGUGGGUCUAUCUCACACCAAUUCAACUUGCGGAACAUCGCACAGCAGGGCAAUUUGCCAAUGCAGGGACAAGAACACAGCGGGGCCACCUCGAAGACACCAGCGUCGCCUCCCUUCAGUCCUCCAAACGCAGAGGUGGACGUCAAUGAACUGAACAACAUCCUCGAGGACUACAAUUUCAACUUCACGGACCCAUUCGAUAGCAAUACGGGCAACAACAACAAUACGGUGUCCCCGACUGAUGGGGAUGUGACACACACUCUGCUUGAUUCAUUCAAAUUGCACAACGACGCACUGAUGAUGUCCCCACAGUCCUCGCGGACUAACAGCGCAAGACGGUUUAGCGUGCGGAAGGUGCCCCACCGAGGGUCUGUUCCGAUCUUCGAGUCGGAUUUCUUCACGAAGCUGUCACAGAACUCGAUAAACCAAGGUUCAUCCCGUGCAGAGGGGAUUGACCCGGCGGUGGGACCGCACCAUAAUCACCCGGGGCAGAACUGCAAUGGAUCCUUCAAAAUAAUAGGGUGGGAGAACUCGACACUGUCAGAGGACGACCACAGUUCGAUAAACUUGCGCAGAAUAGUAUCUGCGGGGGGCAACAGACAGCAACCACACAGCGGACUCAAUGCAAACGGGAACGGUCCCACGAAGUUCAUAAAACCGACUACAAUCCUCUCCGACAACGGAUCCGCCAUGGGAAAGUAUACCUCAGGAAAUGGCACGGACACCUUCUCCACAGGUGGUGGUACUCCGGACCACGCAAAGCUGUACAACGGUCUGUACAAAAGAUCUGCGUCUAUGACGAACACGCCCAAGUACAGAAGGAAGUCCUCGACGGCGAUCUCGUCCUUUGCGUUGACUCCUCUCACAGAUGAGUCCCUGGGACCACGCUCCUCUACACCGUCGAUGCCCCCCUCAGGGCUAUCCAACACACUGAGGCGGAGCGACCCGUCCACGGCAGAGGACGAUAUGGAAAAGCCGUUCCACUGCGAGCAAUGCCUCAAGGCGUUCAAGAGAAGCGAGCAUUUGAAGAGACACGUCCGGUCCGUCCACUCGCAGGAGAGACCGUAUGGGUGCAACAUCUGCGACAAGAAGUUCAGCAGGAGCGACAACCUCUCGCAGCACCUCAAGACACACAAAAGACACGGCGACUUCUAA